UCCGGUCUGCCCUUGGAUCACCGCGCAUUUCCAUCUGGAAGGUUGCAUCUCCACAGUGAUGUCGCAUUACAGGAAGGUUUUCCUUCUUUGUUUCUCAGGCCUGGUCCUGGAGACGGGAAGGAGUCUGGACACAGUGACACUUCUCAAAGGCCCUGCAGGACCGCCAUGGCUUAUGAUGACGCCGUGAAGAAAGAAGAUUGCUUCGAUGGUGAUCACAGCUUUGAGGACAUAGGACUAGCAGCUGGCAGAAGCCAACGAGAGAAGAAACGUUCUUACAAAGAUUUUUUAAGGGAAGAGGAAGAAAUCGCUGCUCAGGUCAGGAAUUCUUCCAAGAAGAAGUUAAAGGAUAGUGAAUUUUACUUCUUGGGGACGGACACACACAAGAAGAAGAGGAAGCACUCCUCUGAUGAUUACUACUAUGGAGGACAGUGGUUCUUGUUCUGAGUGCCGAUAAACCAGUGUGAAGGAGGAGAGAGGUGGAGGGCUGGUAUUUUGGAGGAUUCAGCAUAGAAGAACAGUCUUCAUUUGUGAUACACCAGAUAUUUCGUCUUUGGAAUCGUCACAGAAGAAAAAGAAAAGGUCCAGCCCGCAAGCUGCUGAUACAGCUAUGGACCUGCUGAAAGCUAUCACUUCCCCGCUGGCCGCAGGCUCCAAGUCCUCCAAGAAGACAGGGGAGAAGUCCUCUAGCUCUUCUAGCCACUCGGAGAGUAAAAAGGACCACCACAGGAAGAAAAUCAGUGGAAGCAGCGGGGAGCUGUCCCUGGAGGAUGGUGGUUCCCACAAAUCCAAAAAAAUGAAACCUCUCUUUGUGAAUACCGAGACCCUGACCCUCCGUGAGCCUGACGGUUUAAAGAUGAAGCUCAUUCUCUCCCCAAAGGAGAAGGGAAGCAGCUCCGUGGAGGAGGAGUCUUUCCAGUACCCCUCUCAGCAGGGGGCUGCGAAAAAGUCCUCUAAGAAAUCAGCUCGGGAUGAGCAAGGUGCUUUACUCCUCGGACACGAGUUACAGAGCUUUCUGAAAACAGCCCGGAAGAAGCACAAGUCGUCCUCAGACCCACAUUCGUCUUCUGGCCCUGAAGGCUGUGGGUCUGAUGCCUCCCAGUUCCCAGAACCCCACAGUGCUAAUCUGGAUCUUCCAGGGCUUGAGCCUAUCCUAGUAGAAUCGGACUCAACCUCUGGAGGGGAGCUCGAGGCUGGUGAGUUGGUGAUAGAUGACUCUUACCGGGAAAUCAAGAAGAAAAAGAAGUCAAAGAAAAGCAAGAAGAAGAAGGACAAGGAGAAGCAUAAGGAGAGACGCCAUUCCAAGUCCAAGAGAAGUUCAGGCCUUUCUGCCGCAGUGGUGGGAGAGAUCACAAUGACUCCUGGCCCUCCUCCCAGCAUCCCCUACCCUGGAGCAGCUGCCCCUCCCCCACCGCUUCCUGGCCUCCACACUGAUGGGCAUAGUGAGAAAAAAAAGAAAAAAGAGGAAAAGGACAAAGAGAGAGAAAGAGGAGAAAAGCCAAAAAAGAAGAACAUGUCGGCCUACCAGGUGUUCUGUAAGGAGUACCGCGUGACCAUCGUGGCUGACCAUCCUGGCAUAGAUUUUGGGGAACUUAGCAAAAAACUGGCUGAGGUGUGGAAGCAAUUGCCAGAAAAGGAUAAACUGAUUUGGAAGCAAAAAGCUCAGUAUCUGCAACACAAACAAAACAAAGCAGAAGCUACAACUGUGAAAAGAAAAGCAUCCGGCUCAGAAGGCUCCAUGAAAGUAAAAGCUUCCUCUGCAGGAGUGCUGUCACCCCAAAAGAAGUCCCCGCCCACCACCAUGCUAUUACCAGCCUCCCCAGCCAAAGCCCCUGAGACAGAGCCCAUUGAUGUUGCUGCUCAUCUACAGCUGCUGGGAGAGUCCCUCAGCCUCAUCGGACACCGCCUGCAGGAAACAGAGGGCAUGGUGGCUGUGUCUGGCAGUUUGUCAGUGCUUCUGGAUUCCAUUAUCUGUGCGCUCGGCCCCUUGGCGUGUCUGACCACACAACUACCUGAACUGAAUGGCUGCCCCAAACAGGUCUUGGCAAACACACUAGACAACAUCGCUUACAUCAUGCCUGGGCUGUGACAGCAGAGAAUCCUGGGAUGGAAACCUUGUCCUACCCCAUUGCCGGUUUGUGUAUAUAUGACCGUUCCAGAUCCCUUCACUAGCCACUGGGUGUAGGUUUUAAAUUUUUAUAUACAUACACAUAAAUAUAUAUAUAUAUAAUGUACAAUAUAUACAUAGGAUUGUAACUACUUCACUUUUAAUAAUUUUAUGAAAUGGCAAAGGUUUAGCCAAGAGGAAACCUUGGCAUGAAAAUGGGCUUGGGAUUCUUUUUUCUCCUGUGGUGGAUAAAUCUGCCUUAAAAAUCAAUGUUACUUGAGGGCUGGGAGCUUGUUCUGGG
Messenger RNA from Myotis davidii, 2405 nucleotides. RefSeq names its product HMG-box containing 4 (gene HMGXB4). The record is from RefSeq and is a predicted model, not a curated record. Bases 608 to 2086 code for a protein of 492 amino acids. Lineage: Eukaryota; Metazoa; Chordata; Mammalia; Chiroptera; Vespertilionidae. The transcript has 11 exons.